GUCGUCAUUCCACCUUUAUCGCGCUUACGUCAUAAAGAGGCGCCCAAAGUGCACGACACCGGUCGCGUGUUUAUGACGUGUCACAUCCUGUUUGGGUUCCAACGGUACAGUCAUGGCGGAGUUAAACCGCCAGCUUCAGGAGUACUUAGCGCAGUCUAAAAGCGGGGCGAAGACAAUCUCGCAGUCGAGCUCCAGCACUACCGUGAACAUCGAUGAAGCCGACAGUAAUGUACCGGGCAGCUGGUUCGGUCGCUGGUCGAGUCCGUUCUCAGGUCGCGGCGGCUCUUCCACAGGCCCGAGCUCGAGCAGCGGCUUUUCCUGGCCGUGGUCUGCGGAACCCGAUCCGUGUCUGCCGGGCAUCAGUCGGUCUCAGCGGCUGGUCGCGUUCGGGGUGUGUCUCAUGUUCUCGGCGCUGUGUUUCGGACUCUCGGCGGUGUACGCCCCGCUGCUGCUGCUCAAAGCGCGGAAGUUCGCUCUGCUCUGGUCGCUCGGCUCGCUGUUCGCGCUGACCGGCGCCGCCAUCCUGCGCGGCCCGAGCCGCAUGAUCGCCGCCCCGUCCCCGGGGGCCGUGCUGUACCUGUGCGCGCUGGGGGCGACGCUGUACGCCGCGCUGGGGCUCCACAGCACCACGCUCACGGCGCUCGGGGCCCUCGUACAGAUCGGCGCUAUCGUGGGCUACCUGGUGUCUCUGGUGCCCGGCGGCACCGCGGGGAUGAGGUUCGUCGGAGGGAUGGCUGCAUCGGCCAUCAAAAGGACGGUGACGGGAAAAACCAUGCCCAUAUGAGCGCGCACACACACACACACACACACACACUUACAGGACUAAAUAAUACACUAAUGUGCAGGAGGAGUGUGUGUUCAUUAUAAGUUGGUGUAAUUAAUAUUAUUGAGCAGGUCGGUGUUUCUGAUCCGAUGGAAACGAGUUCAGAUUGUUUGACUGUGAAUCAAGGACCAAAGCAGAACUUAUUGCACAUCAAAGUGAUUUUGUAACUUUGUAAAUAGUCUUGGAGAUUUGCUCUGAAUGAAUAAAACUGAGGGAAAGUAUGUACA
Molecule: messenger RNA, 1050 nt
Organism: Clarias gariepinus (North African catfish)
Lineage: Eukaryota; Metazoa; Chordata; Actinopteri; Siluriformes; Clariidae
Gene: sft2d3
Product: SFT2 domain containing 3
Exons: 1
Coding region: 113-784 (223 amino acids)
Biological process (GO): vesicle-mediated transport
Cellular component (GO): membrane
Source: RefSeq, a predicted model, not a curated record